Messenger RNA from Toxoplasma gondii ME49, 2665 nucleotides. It is a transcript of the gene PCNA2, whose product is annotated as proliferating cell nuclear antigen PCNA2. The record is from RefSeq and is a predicted model, not a curated record. The transcript is spliced from 5 exons. Gene Ontology annotation, molecular function: DNA polymerase processivity factor activity; DNA binding. Gene Ontology annotation, biological process: mismatch repair; regulation of DNA replication; translesion synthesis. Gene Ontology annotation, cellular component: PCNA complex. NCBI's taxonomy places the organism in Eukaryota, Apicomplexa, Conoidasida, Eucoccidiorida, Sarcocystidae. Bases 1006 to 1869 code for a protein of 287 amino acids.
UGGAUUCUUGUGUACAUUUCCUGAAAAUACGAGACACUGUUGCGCCGAAAUCAAUAGGGCUUUCCCAAAAGAAAGCGAAAAUUCCCCUCCCUCACAAAAACCGGCGUGUCUCCACACCGCUCUCGUUCUUCACUCGCUAUACCACCACACUCUCUGUCGCCACGAAGGGGACACCCCCCCACUCAUUUUGGUGGUUCUUUCCUUUGUUUUCUUUUUCUGCUGUGUAAAUCAAAGGCGUCCCCCUUUACGCGUAGACCUCUGGAAAAGAGGCUUUCUUUGCUGGUACGUUCCUCGUUUGCCUCUUGCUUUCUCCCUUGUGGCCCUUUCUGUCGCCCGUUUGUGAGAUACACAUCUCGCUGUGUACACGUAGGAUUUGUGUCGUUUCGAGCGAACCAACGCGUGUUUUCUCCAAAGUCCGUUUUCGCUGUCUUCUGCUGUCCUCUUUCUCGACUUGCGAGUGACCUUCCCGCCACUCUUUUUCUCCGGAAUCUGUUCUCACCAGCAAGGGUCGUCUCGUGUUGUUUUUUUCCGUGGGAUGGUGGGCUAUAUAGCUCCACUGCUUCUUCUUCGCUGAAACACGAUAAAGGAAGUUCUCGUCGCUUUUUCGGUCCCAGGCCCCUCAGUUUCUUCUGUGAAAGACUCGGUGUGUUAACGGCCCGGUCAUUAGUACACACACCAGAUCUGGCGUGUUCGAAACGCGAGUAUUUCCGUUGGGGCUUACCUGACUCCAGAGUUUCCACUGAACUCCCGUCUCUUCCCAAAAAUCCGUGUUUCACAUUUCUUCCAAUUCAUUUCCUCUGCAUCCUCCCUUUCUCCUCAAUCCGCUCUGACUCUUCUCCACAAUCUGUCUUCCGCACCCGCCUUCCGUCCACACAUCGAGACGCACAAAGAUCCUUCUCUCCUCCGCUCACUGCAAGCCUACCCCAUAGACACGCCACAACGCAGUGUGUGUGUGUGGCGGCUUCUUUUGUUUCGUUUUCUGUCUUUUCCUUUUCUUUUGCCAAGAUGUUUGAGUGCACGAUCGAGGGGUUGCUGCUUAAGCGCCUCAUGGAGUGCCUCAAGGAAAUGGUCACCGAUGUGAAUCUCGUCUGCAACGCGAGUGGAAUUUCCCUUGACUCGAUGGAUGGCAGCCACGUUGCUGUGGUCGACGUGCGACUCGCUGUCGACUUGUUCCACAAAUAUCGAUGUGACCGGCCUGUCCAGCUCGGCUUAUCUGUGCCGAACCUCCUUCUCGCUCUCCAGCCGGUGAAGUCUGCAGAGACUCUUGUUCACCUCUCGUCUCUGCAUGGCGACGACGAGGACGAUGAAGAAGACACAAUUCUCCACAUCAAUAUCGAAGACCCUGAAAGCGGAGACACCUGGUCGAUGGAGGUGCGUUUGCUCGACGUGGAAUCCGAGCAACUGGAAGUCCCAGAACACACAGAGCAUGAGGCGACAGCAGUCGUGAGAUCUAAGGAGCUGCAGGACCUUGUUCGUUAUCUCAACUCUCUCUCUGAAUCAAUUGUCGUCAAGAUGGACAAGACCCACAUGCAACUCUCUGCGCGCGGGGACAGUGUCGCCGCAUCUCGCAAGAUGCAGCCAGAAAGUCUCGUGUGCACAAACUCGACAGAGCACGAGUUUGCUGCUAGAUAUUUGAACAUGUUUCUGAAGGGGGCGGUGCUCGCGGACUUUGUUGAGAUCGGCUGCAGCCACGGUCUUCCCAUGCAGAUUUCGUUUCGAUUAAAAUUGCAAGCAGAACGCGAAAGAGAUGCCAAAAAGAAGGGCGCCGACAGACUCCACGAUGUCAAGAUGGACGAAGACGAAGGUCCUCAAUCGCGGAGCACGCUGUCGUUCUACUUGGCACCGAGAAUAGAGGACGACGAAGAGUAGAACCGCUUUCAGGAAACAGACGAUGAAGCUCAAAAACCGAUUACAAGAGAUAGAAGAGAAGAAGAAAGUGGAAUCAGUCGUGCGCUCGGGCCGAUAUCUCACUUUUAGGGUCAGAAGGACUGGGAAGCAAGGGCGAGAGAAGGACACACAGAGAGGGGGAGAAGUGGUGGAAGAACACGAUUUUAAAUGCAGCAGAAGACGGAAAGGGAGAACCUAAGCAGAGGGGAAAAGGCAGUUUUGAAGAAGACACAAACGCGAGGAACACAAGAAUGGUGUGGUAGGAGAGGCAGGGAGACAGGAAAUGUAAAAAAUGAGAAAAUACAGUUUCCUGCUCGUGUCUCGCGGUUCCUUUUUGGGAUGAUGGACCACGAGGAUCUGAGUAUUCUUUCUCAUCUGCAAUUCGCGUGUGUUUGCCUUUCGGCGCUCGUUUUUCCACUGUUGAGGUCUUCCGACAUGUUCGUGAUCUUCUUCCUCGGCCCUGUUCGCCUUCACAUCUCUUUGUGCCCUUGCCGUGUAACGCACUGCCUUGAAACCUCCGUCUUUCACAGGAUUUCUGUUUUUGCGCGGUCUCCGCAGUUUUCUCCGUGGUGGCCAGACCUAUGUUGCUAAAGACUUCUUGCUUUUCGUGCAGCGAAAAGUCUUCGAGGGCUGCCGACCGAGGGAGAUGUUUGUGAUUUGCGUGUUCCGUCGUUUUCACGAAACUGCAUCUGUAUCUAUUGACGCUUGCAAACUAUGUGCGCAAGAUAUUGAACGGCACCUCUCUCCGCACUUUGCUUCGGUGUUCAUAGAUUUGAAU